Messenger RNA from Chlamydomonas reinhardtii, 706 nucleotides. RefSeq lists its product as uncharacterized. The coding region runs from base 106 to 504 and encodes 132 amino acids. The transcript has a single exon. NCBI's taxonomy places the organism in Eukaryota, Viridiplantae, Chlorophyta, Chlorophyceae, Chlamydomonadales, Chlamydomonadaceae. The record is from RefSeq and is a predicted model, not a curated record.
CGACUGGCUGGUUGUAUCGUCGUUGUGUUAAUGUGCAGACAUUUGCGUAUUACGUCAGACGCUCAGUUCAAGGCUCGAGGGGCUGUCACGCUGUACUUUACAAGCAUGUCUCUGCGCACUUACAGCCACCAGCUGGCUGCCCUAGACGCGAAGGCGGUGAAGGCGUGGCUUCAGGACGCCAGCUGGAAGGGCCGCGCCAACAAGAACAAUCCGCGGUUUUAUGCGGACGUGCCGGCGGACGACAGCGGGCCGUUUGCGGCCAUCCGCAAGGCUAUCAUAGACGCCAUCAACAAGGCGGAGAGGAAGAAGCGCCAGAAGGGCAAGAAGGUGGGUCGCUGCGCUCGCUGGGUCCUGGAUGAGGCCUCCCUCACCGGUGCGCAGCAGGGCCAACGGGCCAUGCAUCCUAGUAACGUAGUAGCGAUGUCAAAGGACGUGGCAAUGCAUGCAGUGGGCGAGGAAGGACAGCAAUCGUGUGGUCUGCGCGCGCUGGAGUUGAUUACUUGAGGACUACUCGAUGGUGCAAAGAGGGCAGCGGAAGUGGGCUCUCCGCACCCAAGUUUGGAGUACAGGACCCUGUCAGUGGCCGACCGGCUCCGCAGGGCAGCGGGCGCCAUUCCUGCCCUGCGUGGCUCUCACCACAGUCGUCGCGUUGCCUCGCGAAGCAGCAAUGCGUUGGGUGUAGGCCUAGUCGACAUAACACCAGAAC